AUGAAGCAGCCGCCAGGGUAUGAAGACCCAACUCAUCCGGAUCAUGUCUGUCUUUUACAACGCUCGCUCUAUGGGAUUAAGCAGGCCCCACAUGCGUGGUUCAAAAGACUACAUGACUUUUUAUUGUCUGCAGGGUUUUUCUCAUCCAAGACUGAUGUCUCAUUAUUUUACCACUCGACGGGUGUAUCUAAAGUGUUUCUCCUCGUCUAUGUAGACGACAUCAUCAUGAUGGGCAGUGAUGCAGUUAUGGUUGAGUCUCUGUUACGCCGUCUCGCCACCGCGUUCAAAAUUCGUGACCUCGGCACACCAGGGUUCUUUUUGGGCAUAGAGACAGUUGCGGCAGGUAACAGUAUGAUUCUGUCCCAACGGAGGUACAUGAUAGAUCUUUUGGGCCGCUCUGGGAUGUCUGACUGCAAGCCUCUCACUACACCAGCUUCGGUUACUCAAGCGGUGACUCCGUCUUAUCAGCCCUAUGAGAACCCUACGCAGUAUCGUCGUAUCGUCGGUGCACUACAGUAUCUGACUAUCACACGGCCAGAUCUAGCUUACGUAGUCAACCGCUUGUGUCAGUUUAUGCAUUCUCCGACUGAAGAUCAUUGGGCAAUGGUGAAACGUGUGUUACGGUAUAUCAAGGGUACUCUGGGUUACGGUCUUCGGCUAACUCCCUCCGACUCGAGUGCCAUCCAUGCCUACUCUGACUCCGACUGGGCUGGAUGUCCGGUAGACAGGAAGAGCACCAGUGGCUAUGCUAUUUUUUUAGGAAGUAAUCUAGUAUCCUGGCUAUCUCGGAAGCAGCGCACCAUAGCUCGCUCCUCUACUGAAGCAGAGUACAAAGCCUAG
This is a messenger RNA of Ipomoea nil (Japanese morning glory), 840 nucleotides long. RefSeq lists its product as uncharacterized. Lineage: Eukaryota; Viridiplantae; Streptophyta; Magnoliopsida; Solanales; Convolvulaceae. The coding region runs from base 1 to 840 and encodes 279 amino acids. The record is from RefSeq and is a predicted model, not a curated record. The transcript has a single exon.